GGAAAACCACUCUCCUUGUGCGCUUUGUAUCGUUGUGCAUGCAGUUUAUUCUCUCUCCCCUAAAAACAGCUUGUAAAAACGUCCUUUUUCCAGGUCCAGGUAAUCAAUCUCCCAAACUUAUCCCCCAACCGUUGAAGCCCGCAGAGACUCUCUAUCUCUACAUUUCUUUGAAGGUUGCAGAAGAAACCUCCUCAAUGCUCACGACCUCCUCUUUAAGCGUUCCAAUUCGUCAAUGCCUUUGUCAUUCACCCGCUGAACCUUUUCUUCCGAUUCCUCAGAACUGUUGAGAGAAGGAAAAUCUCAAACACCCAGAUUCAAACCCGGUAUUGAUUUCUUGACCCAUUGUUUCUGAAUCCUCCAAAAGUUUGGAAUCACUAACACCCAGAUUCGAAGAAAUCGAGCUUAUCCCUGAGCCCUAUACCUCUCCUCCAGUACCGAAUGUUUGUGGGAGGUUUCUGAAUCAAAGCUAAAGACCAAGGAAUCAACCGUUUGGGGACCAAACUCAUUCGACCCAUUUGGUUGAUUUUUCAUGGUUAUAAGAAAUCAUAGAUACCCAGAUUCAAAAACUAUUCCGAAGGUCAAAUUCUAUCCCUUUGACAGGCGAGUAUCUUGAAUUCAGAGCUGUAGAAGAGGAAUCUAAUCAUUUGGGUUUGGACCCAGAUGGAAGAAGGCUCUGUAAUCCUCAAUCCAAACCCCAAUUAAGAAAAAGAAAACUGUUGUUUGUCUGUGUAGCUGUUGUUUUGUGGUUGUCGUCACUUGUUCCAUGGGACAACCAUCGCUAGCCUUGGUGUUCCUAAUCUUUGGCUUCGCCAUUAACAUUCUUCCUCUCCUUGCUCAGUCCCUAUCAGAAAAUGGCGUAAACAUUCCCGCAACACCUCCGCCUCCGCCUCCACCUCCUCCUCCUCCCCCUCCUCCUCCCCCACCCCCUCCGCCUCCACCUCCACCUCCAUCACCGCCUCCACCGCCUCCUCCACCGCCUGCGCCUCCGUCUCCACCGCCUCCUCCGUCUCCAUCUCCAUCUCCUUCUCCACCACUACAACAACCUCAAUCGACACCUCCACCGCCGCCUCCAUCAUAUAAUUCAAGACCGCCACCACCACACAAGUGGCAGACAGAGGCCGAUAACGGGUCCAAUCAUAGCCCAAGAAACCUGUCGCCACCGCCUCGGGAGCAAAUCACCAAUACAGGGAAAACGAUUGGGCUUUUGUUUGUGGGUAUCGCUGCGAUCCUUCAAAUUGGCGUGGUGGGGUUCUUGGUUUUCAAGAGAAGGCAGCUUCUGAAGCUCUAGGACAGAUACGAGAGCUGUUCUUGAAUUGAAAUUUUCGGUUAUGUCGAUCUUCGCAUCUAUUGUUCUAUUUCGGCGGCACGCAUGGUUUUUUCGAGAUCGAGUUUGGAAGUCUUUACGGAGGCGGCAUAUGUUGUUAAGGGGUUUUUUCGAAUUUACAUUCUUUGGUGGAUUAUGAGAAAAAUAUGAAUUGUUACUUGAUUGGAGCAUCGGGCAUUUGUCAAUGUGGUAAAUGUUGAUUGGGAUAUUCUUUCAUCUUGUUCUUUCUGAAUUCCUGUUGAUUACCUUAUCUUAUGUCUAAACUAUAAGGCUUAUAACUGAUAGCAGAGGAAACCCCUUUUGCCAAUGUUGCAUGGCUUCCUCAAAAUUUUUUCUUUCUGCUACUGACACGUGUAUGUUUAACAUGUUAGACAUCAUGGAAGAAUUAUCAU
Messenger RNA from Juglans microcarpa x Juglans regia, 1716 nucleotides. RefSeq names its product leucine-rich repeat extensin-like protein 3. The transcript has a single exon. The record is from RefSeq and is a predicted model, not a curated record. The coding region runs from base 764 to 1288 and encodes 174 amino acids. NCBI's taxonomy places the organism in Eukaryota, Viridiplantae, Streptophyta, Magnoliopsida, Fagales, Juglandaceae.